This is a messenger RNA of Paramecium pentaurelia, 4677 nucleotides long. Lineage: Eukaryota; Ciliophora; Oligohymenophorea; Peniculida; Parameciidae. The record is from the annotation of a GenBank genome assembly.
AUGAGCAUUUUGCAAGAAAGAGAAAACAAUAAUCAUCCAUAAGGUUCAGAAUAUUAAUCAAUUGUUUAAAUAAUAUCAUAACCAUCUGUUGAAAAUUGGAGGAGAUAUACCUUUACAAUCAAAGAAAAGCAAUAUGUUUAUUAAGGUCCAUUAAAUGAAGAAACUGAAGAAUUGAUAUAAGUUUUGUAAAAUUAUGAAAAUGCUGAAAAUGUUUAAGCAAAAAAUGCAAUAGAAUCUCUUUCUAAAAAAUGGUUGGAUUAUGAAAAAAAAUUAUAUAGAGAAUGGAGUUGUUUUAAUUAGAGGUUGAAGUUUGAUACAAAUUAAAUUAUAAUUACGAUCGUAUAUUGGAGUGCAUAUUUUAGUGUACUUUCAGAAUCAUUAGUAUUUAAUAACCUAUAUGUAGGAUGUAAAAAAUAAUUCUAAUGUAUAAAAUGAUUCAAAAAGAUCAGAUAUUGCUUAAUAUAUGCCUUUAUAUGCAUUCUUAUUUACUUUAUUUUCGUAAAUGUAUUAAAUUAUAUUUAUAUUCAUUAGAUGUUAUUAAAUCAAGAAUACUUAUAUAUGGAUUUUAUUGUUUAUAUCUCUUAUAAUAAUACCAUUAUUCGUUUUGUUAGGUUAUCAUUUAAAUGCCUUUUCAAAUUACUCUGAACCUUCAGAUGAUUAUAUUGGAAUAGGAUUUUGUAUUUUAAGUUUCUUAAUAUUUAUAAAUUCACUGUUAAAUAAAGGAUUUAAUUCUAUUAUUACUUCAUUAUCAUCAUCUUUAAUAGCUACUUUAUUUAAUUGCAGUUUCUGCAUUCUUGUUAUAUAUUUCAUACUUUUUAAGAUUAUUGCUUUUUUUCUAUUGCUUUAAACCAAUAACACUGCAUAUAUAAUAGAGAGUAUAUCAGAUCUAAUAGCACCUUAGAUAUUUAUAAUAAUGCUAAUCUAUUCAAUUUUCGUAAUUAAAGCACUAUUUAAUUUAAGUCCUGAAAACAUUGAAUCUGAUCUCAAAAUAUUAUCACUUAAAGAUUAACCAGAUCCAUACAUAUAAAAAGAAUAUUAUAGCUAUAAAUUAAAUAAAAAAGUUAUUCAUAUACUUAAAUAAUUAAAAUUAACAACUGUUGCACCAAUAUUGAUAGCAAUUAGUUAUUUUACUCUCGAAAUCUAUUGUUAUUCUGGAUGGCUUUAUUUUAAAUCUAUUUAAAACUAUGAAUUAACAGUUACAUAUGGAUUCUUAUUUAUAGCAAUACCUAUAUUUAUGUCCUUUGGAAUAUGUAUGUCUAAUUCUAAUGUGAAUCCAUAGAAUUUAUACUUGUAUAGUUCAUUGUUAUUGGGUGCAAUUUUUAGCAUUCUAACUAUUUAAGUCUGGAAUUUAACAUAUGAUAUUUAAUACUUCUAAUCUAUAUCUAGAUUAUUUGGUAUAUGUCCAUUAAUAAUAACCUUAAUUUGGUUGACUGUAGCAUAUUUUAGAUCUUGGAGAAGAAAUUAAAAAAUGUUAGUUUUAAUAAUUUCUUGUUACUUUUUUGCAUUCCCAAUAGGCAUAUUAAUUACAUUAUCAGAUGCUUUUAAUAAUUUAGGAAUCUAUUAUGGUUCUAUAGUAUUGAUAAUUAUUGGGUGUAUUCCAAUAAUUGGUCUAAUUAUAUAUUAUUUUAUAGUUGUUAUGAUUUAUCUAAUUAAAUUACCUUAAUAAGCUUUAAAUUUAAAUUUCUAUGCAUUUUAAUAUGUGAAUUUGACUAAUUUGGCAAUUUGGUUUAAUUCUAUUUUUUAUACAUUGGGAUUCUAUUUUACUUGCUAUUUUGUAUUGAAUGAACCAGCAACAGCAACAGGAACUAAAAAAGGAGCUGUAAAUAAUAUAAUAUAAUUCUAUAGAUGUAAGGACUAUUAGUAAUUUAAACAGUUUUAUUUAUUUUAACAAAGAAAGCAUUGUAAGUGAGAAUAAAUGACCAUUAAAAUGAUUAGAAAGAUGAAUAAAUAAAAUAUUUGGAGAGGAUUGAUAAUCUUAUAAGAGGUGGAAUAUUUUAUCCAUUUAUUAUAUUAUUACCUAUAGGUUUAACUUAAGAUAGUGAAACAACUAAAAAUGCUUUAAUUGCUAAUGCUGUAGGUCUACCAGUAGUAUUUAUUUAUUUUAAUUUUUUGAUUUAUUUAAAAAAAGAACUUAAUGAAUACUAAGAUUUUUUUUAACCUUUAAUAAUUAUACUUAUGUGGAUCUUUGUAAUAGGACCUAUAGGAAUAAUAUUUCCUAUAUUAGCAGAUAUUUAUGAAAAUUCUUCAUAUUAAUUUGCUGUAUUUGCAUAAUUAGCUGUAGCUUAUACAAUUUUAAUAACAAUUAUAAUAAUCACUUGUAUUUCAAAUGUUUAUUCAGUUUUAUUAAAUAAGGAAUAAUUGGAAAUGAAAAAGAAAGAAGUAUUAAAAAUUGUUAUGUAAUUAUUGGCUAAUCAUAAAGUAUCAUCAACUGAAGAGAUCUGUACUUUAAUAUUCUUAAGAUAUAUUCAAUAAAAUAAUCCAAUUAAAUUAAAAAAUGAUUUAAAAUAGGGUGAUCCUGUUAAUGUUUAUGAUUAUCCAGGAGUAGAUAAAGGUAGAAUGUUUGAUGAAUAAUUGGUAACUAAAACAGAGUUUGAAAAUAAAAAGAAAUUAGAACAAAUAUCUAAGAAAAAGAAGGGAGGAGAUAUUCGUAGUCUUUAAGAUGAUGAAACAGAAUUAUUGAAGAAAUCUACUACAAAUAAUGAUGAUGAUGAAUAAGAUAAUUUAAGUCAUAAAAUAUUAGAUAUAGUUUUUGAAUGUGUAUUUUGUAGAUGUGGUUUUGAAGAAAUGGAAUAAAUUAAUAAAAAUAAAUAAUAAUUAGAUGUAGAAAUAUUAGAAUUAGAAAAUUGGAAAGAGAGAGAAGCUAAAAAAAUAUAAGGAAUUAUAUAACCUAGUGAAGCAGAUAUGAAGACAGCAAGUGAUAUUGAUUUUUAUACUGCAUUAAGAACAAAAUAUAGAGAUAGAACUGAAAGAUUUUGGGCUGCAAUAUAUACAAAAUUUAGAGACAAUUUGAAUGUGGUUUUAGAAUAUUUAGAAUUAGAGAGAAAUGAUGAAAUAUUAAAAUAAUAUAAAACUUUUAAAGUUAUUGAAGAUGGUGAUUUUACAAUGUCAUAGAAUGAUUUUGCACUUUUCUUAUAUGAUAAUUUUUAAAGAGGUGAUUAAACUAAUUAUUAUAAUUUAAUUUGGGAAAUGGCAGUAAAGAAAUAUCAUCUAUUUGUUUAUAAUUAUAAUGAUAUUAGAUAAAUAUUGAAAUUACUUUAAAAUAAUACUAAUACACCAUUUCAUUAAAAAAAUUUUAAAUUACCUAAUAAUAAAGGAGAGAAAAGAUUAAAAUUAGAAAAAAAAAAAGUUGUAUAAAGUAAUGAUUAAAUUGAUUUACAAUAUUAAUAAAAAAAAUAAAAUAUUGAAAGAGAAUAUUAAGAUAAAGUUCCAAAAAAUUUAAAAGUUUAAUUUUGGUCAUUUUGUUCUAAAGUUAAUGAAAUUUUAUGGAUUAAACCUAGAAUGUAUACACAAUAACUUGUUAGUUAAUUAAUUAAUUCAUUAUUUUAAAAAAUAACACCACCUGAACCAGAAUAAGAUAAAAUUGUUUAAAAUGUAAAAUGGGAAUAAUUAGCUGAAUUAGUUGGAGAUUGUUUAGUUGAUUAAUGCAAUAAAUUUGAUAAAAAAAUAAAAGAUUAAGAGUUUAUCUUAAAAUUUACAUCCACAAAUAUUAUAGCUGUUUUCUUAAGAAUUUAUGAUUUAUAUGGUUUGGCUACAUUAGCAUUUGAUUCUUAAGUUGGAUGGUUUGGAUAAUCAUAAACAAUUAAUCCAAUUGAAUUUGUAGAUUAUUCAGCUAUUUGGAGUGAAUAUAAUCUAUUUUUCUUUUUAGCACUUUUUAUGAGUUUAAUCUAUAUUAUUUUGGGUUUUGAGGCAGCAAAAUAAAUAGCUAAUAAUACAUUUGGAUUUGAUGAGAAUGGAAUUAUAGCAACCUAUAAAAGUAGAAGAUAUUGGUUGAGUAAAACCAUAUAAAUAGUAAGUGGAUAAUUUAUAUUUGUUAUGAAAAGUUAUAUUGAUGCAUUCAUUUGUGAUUAUAGUUCAUAUCCUUACACAUUAGUAAGAUAACCAAGUGUUGAAUGCAUGAGUGAUUUGCAUUUCAUGUAUGUCACUUUAGCCAUUUUUGGGUGUAUUAUUUAUUACCCUCUCUCAUCCUAUUUAUAACCUACAUUUUAAUAUAUGGAUCACUCUUUAGAUUUAAAAUACAAAUCUAAUUAUGUAGUUUUGUAUAUUUAAUCUAAAUUGUUAAUUUUGGGUAUGAGCUCAGUAUUCUCAAAUCUUUAAGAUUAAGCAUAUUAAUAUUAAAUGCUCUUUUCUAGUAUUGUUAUGUUAAUUCUUAUAUAUUUUCAUAUCAGAAUUAAACCAUGUUAUGUUAAAUGGUUUAAUACAAUUGAAUUAUGUAUAUUGUUAUUGUUACUAUAUGUAAUUUUAUAUUUAUUAAAUUAGAUGUAUUUUGGAGCUUUUUUGAUAUUAGCAACAGGUUUAAUGAUAAUAGGAUGGAUAAUUUUGGCUUGUAUGGGUGGUUUAACAUUAAUAUUGACAGCCAUAUUACUUUUUAGACAUUACGAUAAAGAAAAAUAAUUAUAAUUGACUAAAGUUCAGCCAGUUAACCAAGCAACUGAGAUGUCUUAGAUAUUGAAGUAAUGA